AUGAUCCAGGAUUGUCCGCAGAUUACACCUGGAGGAGCAUCAACGCCAAGCGCUAAACCCAAGAUUGCUGCGAAAGCUAAGGUUUAUGCUUUUACGCCAGGAGAGGUAGACCUAGAAGCUGACGAAACGGCAGAUGCGAGAGUAAUUACUGGUAAAGUUAGAUUGAAGCAGUACGUGGUCUGUGCUUUGUUUGAUUUCGGGGCAUCAAGGUCUUUUAUCUCUAGUAGAUGCGUGCGAUCGUGUGAGCUCGAGGCUGAGCCGAUGUCUCAAAAAGUCUUAGUAGCUAUUCUAGACGGGAAAGUAAUUGGUUGCACAAGUGUAGUUAAGAAUGGCCCGUUGGAAAUCACAAACUUAGUUUUGACCGCAUAUUUGAUUGUCUUCCAUUUGAUGGAAUUCAACCUAAUCCUAGGAAUGAACUGGUUGUCUAGGCAUUAUGCCAAGAUAGACUGUCAAAGGCGGGAAGUGGUAUUCGAUCUACCUGCUCAAGAAAGGAUCUGUUAUAUGGGUGAGGCUAUUCGGCUUGAUCCAUCCGUGGUAAUGCCUGAACAAGUCAAGAAGAGUUUGAUGAAUGGGGACAUCGUUUAUCUAGUGAUGAUGACAAACAUAACAGAAGAACCUAAAUAA
Messenger RNA from Juglans microcarpa x Juglans regia, 624 nucleotides. RefSeq lists its product as uncharacterized. The record is from RefSeq and is a predicted model, not a curated record. Lineage: Eukaryota; Viridiplantae; Streptophyta; Magnoliopsida; Fagales; Juglandaceae. The coding region runs from base 1 to 624 and encodes 207 amino acids. The transcript has 2 exons.